Molecule: messenger RNA, 2286 nt
Organism: Aricia agestis (brown argus)
Lineage: Eukaryota; Metazoa; Arthropoda; Insecta; Lepidoptera; Lycaenidae
Product: monocarboxylate transporter 9-like
Exons: 8
Coding region: 201-1838 (545 amino acids)
Biological process (GO): monocarboxylic acid transport; transmembrane transport
Molecular function (GO): monocarboxylic acid transmembrane transporter activity
Source: RefSeq, a predicted model, not a curated record
CCGCGUAGCGUACUCGAACACGACUCGUCAAUCAGAUCGAACAAACAUCGUAACUUUAAAGUCUUCGGUUCGGAAAAUCCGAGAUAUCAUAUCUAAGUCCUCCGCACACAGUUUAAUCUCGUUUAUUAGACCUCCCGGGGCAUAAUAAAACGGGUAUAUAUUAUGUAAAAACGAGUCGUCGGCGUCGUUUUUCGUUCAACAUGAGUGAGCAAGGGAAGAGUGUGGUCAGCUGUGACAGUGACGACAAGAACUAUGAGCUCGUCCCGCCUGAGGGAGGCUGGGGAUACAUCGUGUGCGUCGGGCUCUCCGUUAUAUUCAUCGCUGGGACCGCUCAUCAGCCAGUGUUCGGGUUCAUAUACAAUGACUUUCUGGACGAACUGGGAGUGGGUACGGGGGCGGUAACCGUGGUGUUCGGAGUAUUUCAAGUUACAUUGGCGAUUACAGGUUUUUCCGCAAACAUAGCCUUAAAGAAACUGUCGCUGCGACAGGUGGGACUGAUUGGGGCCUUUAUUUAUACGCUGGCCUCGUUCCUGGCCAUUUUCGUGGUAUCCACGACGCAGCUCAUCAUUACGAACGGAUUCCUCCAAGGGCUAGGAAUGGGCCUCCUAAUUCCGGUUUCUUACACGAGUUUCAACAGCUACUUCACGAGGAAAAAGGUGCUCUAUCUGAGCCUGUGUAAGGCCUCGAUUGGCAUGGUAACCAUGGUGUACCCUUUGUUCAUCAAGUUCACGAUCACGGAGUACGGCUUCCGAGGGACCCUGGCGAUCCUCUGCGCGAUCUCCGCCCACAGCAUCUUCGGCGCCGUAGCAAUGCAGCCGGUGGAGUGGCAUAUGAUUAAACAGUUUAAGUCCUGCGAGAAAAUUGUAUUGAUACCACCGACUCCUUCGGACGUAGAAGACAUAAAUAAAUUCGACCUCGCUCUCCAUAAUAACCACUUGGUACACAAUACGAAGUCGGUAGAGAAUCUGUUCACCAAGAACUGUUUAGAGAACGCGCAUAAGGUUCCUGGUCUUUUGGCGCCAAAAAUGACCUCAUUGAGAAGACUGAGUAUACCUGUUUUAAUGGGCACAGAGAAAUGUGAUAGUAGGUUUAGUUCCAACGAUAAUGUGUACAUGGAGAACCUGUAUAAGGCCGCGUCCGUCAACAGUUUGGGCAACUUCGGCAGUAUAGCGGCAGAGCCGAUGCCGAUUAUAAAAAAUAAGGAGGGAAAAUGGCAAACGGUAGCUGAAUAUCUGGACCUGACCCUACUGAAAGACUUGGUCUAUGUGAACAUCAUCUUUGGGAUAGCCCUCGCAUUUUUCGCCGACCUCACCUUCUUUACCUUAGAACCUUUGUUCCUAGACAAGAACAAUCUUAGUAAGACUGAAAUAGCGAAUAUCAUAGCACUAGGGGGUGCUAUGGACAUGUCGGCACGGCUGAUCCUCGGCGUCUUGGGCCAAUUCUUCCGCAUGAACAGCCGCUACAUGUUCUACACGGGAGCGCUCUUUUCUGCUAUAUUUAGGAUAGUACUAACCCAGUUCACUACAUUCACCCCGCUGCUGAUUGUGACGGGUCUGCUGGGGGCUUUCCGGUCCCUCGUGCACAUCGCCCAGCCCAUCGUGAUCGCGGAGCACGUGCCAAUAGAGCGGUACCCGUCGGCGUACGGCCUCCUCAUGCUGCUUGCCGGUGCUGUCAGCCUCAGCAUCGGACCGAUGAUAGGUUUCAUCCGUGACUACACGAAGAGCUACACUAUAGCGUUUAUAAUGCUGGCGGUCUGCAACUUGCUGUGCGUCAUUCCCUGGACAAUUGAAGCCAUCAUCAUGAGAAGAAGACCACGACAGGAUACUGCACACACCUGAAGCAUUUGACCUCUUUGUGACAGUCUAUGUACAUAUAAUCUGGCGAGGAUCUUGUGGCACCUGGGUGACUUUGCCAUGGGGGCGUGUCUCAAAUUUGUAUGCUACUGUCUAUCGAGUGACGCUUCAAUGGCAGUAUUAGUUCCAAAAGCCAUGUGCCAAAAGACCCUUGUCGGUCUAUAACCCUCUACUGCUUCUGCCCCGCGGACGUAGCGGCGGGCAAAAGCUAGGACUUAUAAAAAUACUCAUUUUAUUAUCUUGCCGUAGAGAUAAUUUUAAUAUAUAGUUCCUGGACAUCUAAGUUGGUAAGAAAACGAUCCUAUAGAUUAAAGUUUAUUUAAAUCUCCUUCUGUGUGGUCUCCUUAGUCCGUUUAGUCGGUUUCUAAUGUUUUGACUUCAGUCCGCGGGGCUAAAAUAGUCACAUUUAGCAAUUCAUCUCAAUUCUCAAUCA